AUGAGGGUCGUGGAGGACAUGGCAUGGGAGGUAUGCAGGACGGUGGGGGAGCUGCCGGAGAGCGCGUGCUCGAAGCUCUACGAGAACCAGUGGGCCUGCGUCUCUAUGAUGAGGCUGAUGCCUCCUCUCGGCAGACAGCUGCUCAUGCGCCUCGUGCAUCUCGGGCAAGAGCGGGUGGAGCUGCUGCGAUGGGUAGACGAGGGAGAGGUUCAGCGACAGAGGUUGGAGGAGGUUGUGAGGAAAAUGGAAGAAGUUAAGAUUCUGUACUUGGACGAAGAUGUGAAAGAAUCAGAUGGUGUUUCGGUCAGGAUCAAUCCAACGUUCAGCGAGAGGAUCCUCCAGUUCCUUUUGCAGAGGGAUACGUCUCCAUGGAGCAAGGGAAGGAUCAUGGGAGAUAGUCCGGACACGACGGCUGAGGAGCUCCAACAAUGGGCCCAAAAUCGAUGGGAGAGUAUCCUACACUACAUGGUGAGUCCGGGACUAGAUCCCAUGAAACGGCCCGAGCCAGGAUGGAAGCCAACAAAGUGGGUGAGGGGGAUUCUGGUAGGGGAGGACAAGAACGGAAAUAGCUUCAUGAUGUCUCUGCAAAACCUUGCGCCGAAAAUCACUGCCUUUGGGUUUCAAUUCUUACUUCGUCCUCUUCGCAAUCAAAUCCUUCAGAUGCUGAUGCACGUGCUCACCAAGAAAGGGUCCGAGAACAAGGACCUUCAGGACAGUCUCUCGUGCAUUUUUCAGCUCAGCUUCUGCACUCUUGGGGCGGGAUAUCGUUUGGACCUUCUGUCUCGUAGCAACCAGGAGCUGAUAACUUCUUUACAUGACCUGGGAGCUGUAUACUUCAAGCCGAACGAUAGACAAUACUUCUUCCCAACACCACUGAUCGUCAAUCUUUGCACAGAAAGUGAAGUUCCAUCAGGGCCCUCGACAGACGCAGGUGUGGCAGAUGAAUUCAGCGCAGAGCCUGCAGCUGGGAUCUUGAGGUUGUUUACUCGGCCGAUCUACAAAUUCCCGCACAUGAUUAUUGCAGUCAUCACCCGGGAGAGUAUCAGAAAUGCUCUGAUCAUCGAAUAUCUUAGAAUGCAUGCUCAUCCUCAGUGCCUUGAAAACUGGCCUAUUGUUCCAGAAGUUGUAACAGAUCAGAUCUGUUUUUGGGAACAAGAAAGAUGCCGAAUUCGUGCGGAACCAGCGGUUGCGUAUCAUAAUUUUUUCAGUGGGGAGGCUCAUAGAGCGUGCGAGAAAGAAGCGCGCAGGUUGAAAUUCAACGACAAGGGACCUGGCGAAGUUGCCAAGCGCGAAGCUUGCUUGUACAGCGACACCAGCGAACAGCUACUUGUGGUUCCUGAAGCUGCUGAUCCCCUCAUUCGCAAAUUUAUUGAAACGUCAAUAAACGAGUGA
Molecule: messenger RNA, 1392 nt
Organism: Guillardia theta CCMP2712
Lineage: Eukaryota; Cryptophyceae; Pyrenomonadales; Geminigeraceae
Gene: TFB2
Product: TFB2 transcription factor B2 nucleotide excision repair
Exons: 9
Coding region: 1-1392 (463 amino acids)
Biological process (GO): nucleotide-excision repair
Cellular component (GO): transcription factor TFIIH holo complex; transcription factor TFIIH core complex
Molecular function (GO): ATPase activator activity; double-stranded DNA binding
Source: RefSeq, a predicted model, not a curated record